CAACCCAACCCAACAGUCUCCUGCCGUUAGAGCCAGAAGCCCAAAACUCGACUUGUUCGUCUACCCUCGAGCAAAAACCAAUUUGAAACAAUCUCAAAUUCAUACCUCUUUGCCGGAAAAUGUUGAAACAGAGGAAAACCACUUCAGCACCAAAUGCUUCUUCACAAAGCUCACCAAUUUCGCAGAGCGUAUUCAACAGCUUCAUCUCUGAGUUGGAGAACCAAUAUCAAACAAGCUCAGCUAGCUUCCCAAAUCUCCUACGCUCUCUUACAAAGACGCAACUGGGUACCACUCCUCCGAAACCUCAGUCUCUUCCCCAAACUGACGCCUGCUCUCUUUCUCCAAAUCCUCCAUAAAACCCAGAACAACCCACAAGUCUCUUUGGAGUUCUUCAAUUGGGCCAAAGUAAAUUUGAGGUUUGAACCGGACCUCAAAUCCAACUGCCAAAUCAUCCGAGUCUCACUUGGGUCGGGCCUUGUUCGACCCGUGAAACCCAUCUUGGAUUCUCUAAUUCAAACUCAUCCUGUAUCAGAGCUUGUACAGUGCAUUACUCUAGCAUGUAAAGGUACAGAUUCUCAAUCCACUACGUUAAGUUUUGUUCUUGGAUGCUAUUCAAGAAAGGGUUUGUUUAGAGAAGGCUUAGAAGUAUUUAGGAAAAUGAAUGUUCUUGGUUGUGUUCCUUCAGUUGUUGCCUGCAAUGCUCUGCUUAAUGCUAUACAGCGAGAAGAUGAGAUUAGAUUGGCGUGGUGUUUCUAUGGCCUUAUGAUCCGGAAUGGGGUUUUACCAGAUCGAUUUACAUGGUCACUGGUUGCUCAAAUUCUUUGUAAAGAUGGGAAAUUUGAAAGAAUUCUUAGACUUUUGGAUUUGAACAUUUAUAAUUCUAUGAUGUAUAAUCUUCUUGUUGAUGGUUAUAGCAAAAGUGGCAACUUUGAUGCUGCAUUUUCCCACUUAAACGAGAUGUGUGAUAGAAAAGUGGACCCUGAUUUUAGUACUUAUAGCUCUAUUCUUGAUGGAGCAUGUAAACUUGGGAAUGUGGAAGUCGUUGAAAGGGUAACAAGUGUUAUGGUAGAGAAGAAAUUGCUUCCCAAUUGCCCUUUAUCUGAGUAUGAUUCAAUAGUUGAGAAGCUUUGUGACUUGGGCAAAAUACAUGCCGCGGAAAUGUUCUUUAAGAAAGCAUGUGAUGAAAAAAUUGGACUCCAAGAUGGUACCUAUGGGCUUGUGUUGAAGGCAUUGACUAAUGAAGUGAGAACAAAAGAAGCAAUUUCGGUUUAUCGUCUGAUUUCUGAAAGGGGUAUUGUAGUGGAUGGCAGUAGUUAUCAUGCAUUUGCAGAUGUUCUUUGCAAGGAAGAGCGGUCUGAGCAAGGGUUUGAGUUGUUAAUGGAUGUUAUAAGUAGAGGGUGUAGUCCUUCUGCAUCGGAGCUGUCCGGUUUUAUAUCAUUUCUGUGUCAUAGGGGUAGAUGGAGAGAAGCAGAGUAUCUGUUGAAUGUUGUUCUAGACAAGGGGCUUCUACCGGAUUUGAUUUGCUGUUCCCCAUUAGUGGGGCGAUACUGCUCUAGAAGACAGAUUGAUUCAGCUAUUGCAUUGCAUAAUAAGAUGGAAAAAUUGAAUGGCAGCUUGGAUGUAACAACCUACAAUGUACUUCUCAGUGGGCUGUUUGCAGCAAGGAGGAUUGAAGAAGCAAUCAGAGUGUUUGAUUACAUGAGAAGACACAACUUGAUGAGCAGUGCAAGCUUCACAAUCAUGAUCCAUGGGCUCUGUGGUGUGAAGGAGUUGAGAAAGGCAAUGAAAAUUCAUGAUGAAAUGUUGAAGAUGAGGCUGAAACCUGAUGCAGCAACUUAUAAGCGUUUGAUAUCUGGGUUCCAAUUAACCUUAUCAAACUUAGAAACUAGAAAUGAGGGUGAUGAAGCGAAGUGAGUUUUGUUUUUGUAUUCUCAAUUUUGGACAUUAAAAAGAGAAUCUUGCAAUC
Prunus avium (sweet cherry) is the source of this 1966-nucleotide messenger RNA. Its product is annotated as Tetratricopeptide repeat (TPR)-like superfamily protein. Gene Ontology annotation, biological process: mitochondrion organization; RNA processing. Gene Ontology annotation, molecular function: protein binding; mRNA binding. Gene Ontology annotation, cellular component: mitochondrion. Lineage: Eukaryota; Viridiplantae; Streptophyta; Magnoliopsida; Rosales; Rosaceae. The record is from RefSeq and is a predicted model, not a curated record.